Messenger RNA from Acaulospora morrowiae, 478 nucleotides. NCBI's taxonomy places the organism in Eukaryota, Fungi, Glomeromycota, Glomeromycetes, Diversisporales, Acaulosporaceae. The record is from the annotation of a GenBank genome assembly.
UGCAUAUGGAAAAAUAGUUCACCUCAAUCAUGUGUGGUGGUUUGAUGUAGUAGCGACGCUAAAAUGCGUUCAGCCUGGAACGUAUGAUGUUAUCUGGAGAUUCAAGGUUGAUAGAAUAAACAUUGGCUUGGAUGGGUUAAAUUUUAAGACACAAGUUCUAGCUAAUAGCUACGAGGAUUCAGAUACUUCUGAAAUGGUUGUUCAAGAAAAAAAUCACGUAGUAGGUUCUAAUGUAUUUAAAAGAAUUAAAUCAAAACGACUCUGGGCCGAGUAUUGCUUACCAUACCAAAUUGAUGUACCUAAAGAAAGGAUUGUUGAUGGAGAACACGUUUGGUAUGACGUUAGAUGUAAAAUAUACAACCAUGAUGGAUUUCCGAAAUGCGGUUUGAUGGGAAGGGAACACGAAAUCUUAGAGGAUAAUCAUGGUGAGGGAUACGAUCAAAUUACUCGAGAACUUCAAGAUCGUGUUGCAUUUUGA